Messenger RNA from Ceratosolen solmsi marchali, 1582 nucleotides. RefSeq names its product ubiquitin conjugating enzyme lesswright (gene lwr). Lineage: Eukaryota; Metazoa; Arthropoda; Insecta; Hymenoptera; Agaonidae. The transcript has 5 exons. The record is from RefSeq and is a predicted model, not a curated record. The coding region runs from base 389 to 868 and encodes 159 amino acids.
ACAGUUGUCUGCAUACCGAUCAUCUCACCAAAUUCACCGGAAGUUGAUCCACUUAUUAUUAAGACGCCGUGGUGGACGUUUUCAUCGGCUUGUCGAACGCCAGACUUUUUCCUAGAUUAAUUUUUUUCGACUUCCUCUAAGCUCGGAAAAAACAUACAUUUAACGACCAGGCAUAAAUAAUCCUUUUACAAUUAUUCCCUCAGCUCUCCUCCGAUUCAUGGUUAAUGUCAUUAGAUACACCAGCAGUGCGUAGCUCUCGUUUUCUGUGAAAGUGUUUUUAACCUUUUUCUGUUAUAUAUUAAACUAAUAACACUUUUGGCACUACGAUACGUCGCUUAGUGAAAAGGGUGACAAAGAAAGUAGCACGUAGCGAUCAAAGCCCAGAACAAUGUCAGGCAUUGCGAUUGCCAGGCUUGCCGAGGAGCGAAAAGCAUGGAGGAAAGACCAUCCCUUCGGUUUUGUUGCUCGCCCGACAAAAAAUCCGGAUGGGACUUUAAAUCUGAUGAGUUGGGAGUGUGCGAUACCUGGAAAAAAAGGAACUCCCUGGGAGGGUGGAUUAUAUAAGCUACGAAUGAUUUUUAAGGACGAUUAUCCAUCGAGUCCACCAAAAUGUAAAUUUGAACCACCUUUAUUUCAUCCGAAUGUUUAUCCAUCCGGCACAGUAUGCUUAUCUCUACUAGAUGAAGAAAAAGAUUGGAGGCCGGCAAUAACAAUUAAACAAAUUCUACUUGGUAUUCAAGAUCUAUUGAACGAGCCUAAUGUUAAAGAUCCAGCACAAGCGGAAGCAUAUACAAUUUAUUGUCAAAAUCGCUUAGAGUAUGAGAAACGAGUACGAGCCCAAGCAAGAGCAAUGGCACCUCAAGAAUGAAAUACCUAAUUAAAAAAAUAAUAAACAGCUAUACACAAAUUGAACAUUGCGCCUCGCUUCUUGGAAUUUACGUAUCUCGCUUUCUACUUGUAAUGCCGAUUAUUGAAGAGAAAUGACUUCUGUAUUAAAUCAACAAAUUCACAAUCACAUAAACUCCAACCAAUUUUAACGAUGGCAAGAUAUUCAAUGCCCCUUUUAAUCUUUUGCUAAUAUUUAUUUCUUCUGAAUUCUAUUGACAUUGAUCGUCGGUCAUUUAAGUCAAUGGAAUUUCUCAUGUACUAUCUUAAUAACUUAGCCAGUUAAGAAAUUUCUAAUAAAAUAUAAUUUUCCAUUCAUGUACAUCGUUAGCUGUACCGGAUGUCGACAAUAUAAAUGCGUUUAUUCGAUUGCUGAAUCCGACCGGUUCAAAUAAUGUUCCGGUAAAUUUUUUCUAAACUUUUCGCCUAGUAAUCUUAUGUAAAAAAAAAAAAACAAUAUUGCGUAAUUAUUGACAAAUGUUUGACUUUUAAUUUCCAAGUCCCUAUGAGUUGAAUACGAAUUUCAGUAGCGUUUUUCAUUUUUGUAUUUUAGGUAAAAGUAUUUUUUAUAAUUAUAAACAUUAAUAUUAAUGACUAAUACAUAUGAAGAAUAAAGUAAUGCAUUAUAGAGAAUAUUUGAUAUAUUUUUUUUGGAUUUAUGUUCAUUGCCAUGUAUAUAGCUAUUGAAAAAAAAAAU